Molecule: messenger RNA, 1092 nt
Organism: Saccoglossus kowalevskii
Lineage: Eukaryota; Metazoa; Hemichordata; Enteropneusta; Harrimaniidae
Product: somatostatin receptor type 5-like
Biological process (GO): neuropeptide signaling pathway
Cellular component (GO): neuron projection; plasma membrane
Molecular function (GO): G protein-coupled receptor activity; neuropeptide binding
Source: RefSeq, a predicted model, not a curated record
AUGCAGUGGAACAUAAGCUUCCGUGAGUUUGACGUAAUCGAUAACACGACGUUUGACAAUGAGGGCUCAGGAGCCUUUCCACCGUGGAUGUUCACGCUGUUUAUGCCUGCUUUCUACGGAGUUGUCUGCAUCAGUGGAAUCGUUGGUAACGGCGUCGUUAUAUACGUACUUGUGAAGUACAAAAUUAUGCAUACUGUACCGGGCGCUUAUAUAUUGAACCUGGCCUCGACUGAUUUCUUGUUUCUGCUUGGAUUACCUUUCCUUGGUUACUUUAAUAUUACAAGGAAGUGGGUGUUCGGUGACAGUCUGUGUCGACUGAUUAUGGGUAUAGAUGGCAUGAACAUGUUGACGGGCAUCUUCACCUUGACUGCGAUGAGUGUUGAUCGAUACUUGGCAAUAGUCCAUCCAGUGUGGUCCAAGACUCAUAGAACAGUGACAAAGGCAAGAUUCAUCUGCUUAUUAACAUGGACGUUGUCGGCGAUUAUAACGAUUCCUCUUUGGCUGUAUGCAAAAACGCAGUCGUUUUUUGGAGUGACGGUUUGCAAUAUCAUCUGUCCGAAUCUUUCCAAACGUAUAUUUAUCAUUUGCUCGUUUUGUCUCGGUUUUGCAUUGCCUCUCAUGGUCGUGUUGGUCGCAUACACCAAUAUUAUCCAUUUUUUGAAAAUUGGAAAUAGGCGUAACCGUCGCCAGUUUAAAUUAGGUAGAGUAGGUGUGAUGAUUCUUCUAGCAAUUCUUCUAUUCGUGUUAUGCUGGCUACCUUUCUGGGUAUCACAACUGAUGGUUGUAGCAACACAUGGUCAUGUAUCGAGACCGAGAGCGCUUAAGAUUGCAUAUUUUUGCAGUCCCUUCUUAAGUUACACCAACAGUUGCCUUAACCCUAUCGUUUACACGUAUGUAAGAAGUGACUUUCGUCGCAGCGUUGCAAAAUUGUUUGGACAAGAUCAGAGAAAACCCCCUAAACUUGAAAUAAAUGGGAGAAGCGUCAAUGGUAGCACAAGUAAUAUGAAUAUGCAGCUAUCCAAAUUUACAACAGACAAGCCUUCUGUGACAGUAACGGUUUUUAAUCAAGAUCCUCACAUUGACCGGUUGUAA